Molecule: messenger RNA, 2639 nt
Organism: Condylura cristata (star-nosed mole)
Lineage: Eukaryota; Metazoa; Chordata; Mammalia; Eulipotyphla; Talpidae
Gene: WDR13
Product: WD repeat domain 13
Exons: 10
Coding region: 209-1666 (485 amino acids)
Cellular component (GO): nucleus
Molecular function (GO): protein binding; promoter-specific chromatin binding
Source: RefSeq, a predicted model, not a curated record
UCUUGCCUGGAACCUGAGAGAGGGAGAAGAAAGGAGGAAAGAGCGACACUGGUUUCAGGGACGCCCCGGGGGGCCUCAAGAGCCGGAGGCAGCCCCGGAGGUGGUCCCUGAUUCCGGACCGUGCUCUUGGACUCGAGAAGGGAAGGCGGGGGGCGGGGGGGCAACAUGGGCUCCCGCGGGCGGACACGCAGGAAGAGGAGGCCGGGGAAUGGCCGCGGUGUGGCAGCAGGUCUUAGCAGUGGACGCUAGGUACAACGCGUACCGCACACCAACGUUUCCACAGUUUCGGACGCAGUAUAUCCGACGGCGCAGCCAGCUGCUGCGGGAGAAUGCCAAGGCUGGGCACCCCCCAGCGCUGCGUCGGCAGUACCUGAGGCUGCGGGGGCAGCUGUUGGGCCAGCGCUACGGCCCCCUCUCCGAACCAGGCAGUGCCCGUGCCUACAGCAACAGCAUCAUCCGCAGCAGCCGCACUACCCUUGACCGCAUGGAGGACUUUGAGGAUGAUCCUCGGGCUCUGGGGGCCCGUGGGCACCGCCGAUCUGUCAGCCGAGGCUCCUACCAGCUGCAGGCACAGAUGAACCGCGCUGUCUAUGAAGACAGGCCUCCCGGCAGCGUGGUGCCCACCUCAGUGGCAGAAGCAAGUCGGGCCAUGGCUGGGGACACGUCACUGAGCGAGAACUAUGCCUUUGCGGGCAUGUACCAUGUUUUUGACCAGCACGUGGAUGAGGCAGUCCCGAGGGUGCGCUUCGCCAAUGAUGACCGGCACCGCCUGGCCUGUUGUUCACUGGAUGGCAGCAUCUCCCUGUGCCAGCUGGUGCCCGCCCCACCCACCGUGCUGCGCGUGCUGCGGGGACACACCCGUGGUGUCUCUGACUUCGCCUGGUCCCUCUCCAAUGACAUCCUUGUGUCCACCUCCCUGGAUGCUACCAUGCGCAUCUGGGCCUCUGAGGACGGCCGCUGCAUCCGGGAGAUCCCUGACCCCGAUGGCGCCGAGCUGCUCUGCUGCACCUUCCAGCCAGUCAACAACAACCUCACUGUGGUGGGAAAUGCCAAGCACAACGUGCACGUCGUAAACAUCUCCACGGGCAAGAAGGUGAAGGGUGGUUCCAGCAAGCUGACAGGCCGGGUCCUGGCGCUGUCCUUUGACGCCCCUGGCCGACUGCUCUGGGCAGGCGAUGACCGCGGCAGUGUUUUCUCCUUCCUCUUUGACAUGGCCACAGGGAAGCUGACCAAAGCCAAGCGUCUGGUGGUGCAUGAGGGGAGCCCUGUGACCAGUAUCUCCGCCCGCUCCUGGGUCAGCCGCGAGGCCCGGGACCCCUCGCUGCUCAUCAACGCUUGUCUCAACAAGCUGCUGCUCUACAGGGUGGUGGACAACGAGGGGACCCUGCAGCUGAAGAGGAGCUUCCCCAUUGAGCAGAGUGCUCACCCUGUGCGCAGCAUCUUCUGCCCCCUCAUGUCCUUCCGCCAGGGGGCCUGUGUGGUGACAGGCAGUGAGGAUAUGUGUGUGCACUUUUUUGACGUGGAACGGGCAGCCAAGGCCGCCGUCAACAAGCUGCAGGGCCACAGUGCCCCCGUGCUGGAUGUCAGCUUCAACUGUGACGAGAGCCUGCUGGCCUCCAGUGACGCCAGUGGCAUGGUCAUCGUCUGGAGGAGGGAACAGAAGUAGGAACCUUCCCACCUGCCUCCUGCAGCCAGCCUUGUGUUUGUAAAUAAAUUCCCUGUGCUCGUGCUGAUUGCUGGCUCCCACAUCUGCAGGCCCCGACAGGACAGAGGGCAGUUCAGAACUUACCCAUUCAUUCACUCAUGCAUUGAUUUAGUCAUUCAUUCAACAACCAUUUAUUGACUGUACCGUGUCAUAGGUGAAACAAGUGUUUUACACACUCAUGCAUUCAGCAGACAUUAUUCAGGUGCAGGAACUCUCCCUAGGCACUGGGGAUACAGCUGUGACUUAUGCCCCUGUCCUCACGGGGCUUGCAUUCUAGUGAAAGCAGGUGGUUAAUAGACAAAAAUAAGUAACACGUCAACUAAGUGUUGUGGAGAAAAAUAGAGCAUGGCUAGGAGAUGAAUUGCCAGAUUGGGGAGGGUUAGAGGGAUUGGAGUCUUUUCUAUGCCAUGAUCAGAGAAGACAUUCUUGACAGGAUGAAAUUUAAACACCCAAAUGAAGAGAGAGCAAGCCAUUGUAUGUGGGGAAGAAGAACGUUCUAGGCAUGGAGAAAGGUAGUACAAAGGCACUGAGCCUGGAGUGUGCUGUAAGGAUGGUUGGAGAGGCCAGUGGGGCUGGACCAGUAUGUGGUAGGAGAUGAGGUGAGUCAGGCUGGAUCUUGGGGGGCUUCAAGGGCCACAGUGAGCACUCGGGCUUUUAUUCUGAGUGAGGGGUGACUUACCUGGAGAUUUGGAGCGGAGGAGGGACGUAAUCCAACUUGGUUGUAACAGUUUAAAGCUCAAGCCGCUUUGGAUUCCGUUGGACUCUUACUGGCAUGGCCUAUGCUGCGAUUUAAUAAAUAUUGAAGACUCCUUUAAAUGAACGCUUACCCUUGAUGAAGUUAUUUCUCUAAGGUUUGGUUUCAUCUGUAAAACUUGAUGGUACUAUUCUCACAGAAUUGUUUAUAAUCAGUAACUUGAUGUGAUUAAAGUGCUUC